UCAGAGAGCCACACGAGCUCGAAGAGGAGGGAAAACAGAGAAGAGGAGCCCGGAGCGGAUGUUCGACUCUCUCCGGCGGAGACAGGGAGAGCCUUCAGCGGUUUCAUGAUUUAAAAAGUUACUCAGAGAGAAGUUUCAAUUAAGGAUUCUUUUCCAGUUCAGUUUGGGAACUUCUCGGCGCAGGAAAGAUGACUGUGACUUAACUGUUACGAUCGAGUUACUCUUCAAGCCCCGAUGAAGACUCUCUAACCCGGGCUGAUAACACUCGGUGGUCGCGGAGCUGAAGCCCACCGGACAGGGAGGGGAUCCGUGAACCCCCAGCGGCUCGCCGGGAUGGUGCGCCUGCUGAGCUGCCUGCUGCUGGGAUAUCUGACCUGGAAUCUGCGGAUAUCGGACGCGCAGGGGGAGUACUGCCACGGCUGGCUGGACGCUAAUGGGAAUUAUCACGAUGGUUUCCAGUGUCCGGAGGACUUUGACACCACGGAUGCCACCGUGUGCUGCGGCUCCUGCGCGCUGCGAUACUGCUGCGCCGCCGCGGACGCACGACUGGACCAGGGCAGCUGCACCAACGACCGCGAGGUGGACAAUACUGAGUAUGCAGCACAGCCUGUCUACGUGCCUUUCCUCAUGGUGGGCAGCAUCUUCGUUGCCUUCGUCGUCGUCGGCUCUCUGGUCGCCGUCUACUGCUGCACCUGCCUGCGACCCAAGCAGCCGACCCAGCAGCCCAUCCGCUUCUCCCUGCGCAGCUGCCAGGGCGAAACCAUCCCUAUGAUCCUCACACCGGCUCCUCCGAGCCUCCGCGCCCCAUCAAGGCAGUCCAGCACGGCCACCACCAGCUCCAGCUCGGCCGGCGGGGGCAGCUCCAUGCGGAGGUUCUCUCUUGGCGGUCAGCAGCAGCAGCAUGGCUGCCUGGUGUCUGCCACCGUCUCCUCCUCGGCCUCCACCCCCACCCAGACCCCUCAGACUCUUCCUCCACCUCCACCUCCUCUUUACACACCCCCACCCAUGUCAGGAGGCAUGCAGCACCCCUCUACCCACACCCAGCUGCAGCUCCAUCAGCCCUCUCACCCCUCUCAGAGCGCUGGGUUCCUCCUCCCGCAGCAGUACUUCUUCCCCCUGCAGCCCGACGCCUUCACAGCCACCAAGGGCUUCGCUGACUUUGGACAGAGCUGACAGGGCUCCCAGCAGAGGACACACAGGGAUUACAACAUCUCUGGAUAGUGUGCACACUGCAGCACAGCUGGUGGUGUUUGGGUGGAGGUCCUGGGCCUGCUGAAAGGACACAGAGAGCAUGACAAAGCUGCCUUUGCCUGAGGCGUUUCCUCCUCUGCAUCACAGGACACAAACAGCGCUGUAAGAGGCAGACGGCUGGCAAUCUUGUGCACUUUUAUCUUAUAAACAGACCUCACUGGCUCCUAUUCCUUUUGGUGCACGCUGUUUUAGAAGGUGGUGGACUAAAAUUUAUGAAACACCUUCUGUGAAACAGAAAAAUCUACAGAAGCAGACACUUGUGAUUAAAGCAUUUGGCUGAAAAAAUACUGGAAACCAGGGAAAAUGAGUUUUUGUGACAAUCUGAAGUGCCUCCGAUGCAUAAAGGACAUCUUAUUUUGGCGGGGAACAUGGACUCUCAUGAGAUGUUGUACAGACGUUAUAACUUGAGUGAGGUUAUCAUAUUGAUCUCUUAAUUUACAGCUAAUAAAAACAUCUUUCAGUA
This is a messenger RNA of Cheilinus undulatus (humphead wrasse), 1714 nucleotides long. It is a transcript of the gene shisa3, whose product is annotated as shisa family member 3. The transcript is spliced from 2 exons. NCBI's taxonomy places the organism in Eukaryota, Metazoa, Chordata, Actinopteri, Labriformes, Labridae. The record is from RefSeq and is a predicted model, not a curated record. The coding region runs from base 334 to 1173 and encodes 279 amino acids.